AUGCUGACAGGUCAAUUCUUGUUUAGCAAAACUGUAUUAGGGUUUGCUUCUUCUUCGAAUUUAUCUUAUUUUCUUAUGAGAUCAAAUUUGUUAAGAAAGUUUGACGUCACAUCAUUUUCUUUAUUAAGCGUACCAUUUUUACGCCUCAUAAGUAACAAAAGCAUAUUAUGGGAUGAAAAGAAACGUUAA
Clunio marinus is the source of this 189-nucleotide messenger RNA. NCBI's taxonomy places the organism in Eukaryota, Metazoa, Arthropoda, Insecta, Diptera, Chironomidae. The record is from the annotation of a GenBank genome assembly.